CAAUAGUUUUCACGAAGGAUUUAUUUACUGGUCGCCUAGACUGCAGCGGAAUGUAUUUCAAAUCUUGUGCAUUUAAUACUCCAUUGUAAUUAGUCCUAUCUAAUGUUAAUUAUUGUUACUUUAGGGAUUAUUUUAUUCUGAAUAUCAAUAAAACCUGUUGUUACAAAUGGCGUCGCGAGCAGGAUUCAGAUGUUUGACAACCCCUGGCGGUAGCAAGAGGAACUAAACUGUGAGUACAGCAUUGUUUAUUUACUCGAGGAUAAGUUAUGUCUGCUGAGGAGCAAUUGGAGAUUUUAAAGAAGGAGUUGGAGGCUUUAAAAUUACGCUGUGUCUAUAUGGCCGCUGCUUUCCUGGUAGAACAUCUGGGGGGCAAUGCACGACGGGAAGUCUUAGGGAGGGGAGAGGCCGUGAGUUCAGACCCCUCAAAGAUCUUUGCCGUGCUGAUCAGAGUGUUUGGGGAUGGGGACAGUCUCCCCCACCAACAGCAACAGUUCUAUAGCUACAGGCAAAGGGAAUGGGAGGACCUAGUCUCGUGCUUUCUUGCUCUAGUAAAGAUUUUUGAUAGAAUGGUGCAGCUUGACCCCUCGUUCCUCCCGGGACGGGAUACCCAGUUGAAGAACAGACUCGCAGAGGCCGUGAACGAUGAGAGUUUGAGAACUGAACUACGCCGACUGAACACAGAGCACCCUGAGUUACCCUUUUUUGACGCUCGUGACCGUGUCAUGAAACUGAUUAAACACGACAGGCUGGUGAAGGAGGCUGUGGUGCGUGAAGCAUCAGCGGAGAAGGAGCUAAAACAGAUUGUUCAACAGCAGGCUGCCCAGAUUGCCACCCAGCAAAGCCAAAUUGAGUCUCUUAUUGCAGCCAUGAGUGGUUCCGAGCCAAAACAAAGCCAAAGAAAGCAGAGAAAGUGUUGGUUGUGUGAUGCUACUGACCAUUUGAAGAAAGACUGCCCUAAAAACAGUGUGGAGACACCAUCUACAUCUAAACAGGGCACCUACAAGCCAAAUUUAAACUGCUAGAGCCCAC
This is a messenger RNA of Exaiptasia diaphana, 1029 nucleotides long. RefSeq lists its product as uncharacterized. The record is from RefSeq and is a predicted model, not a curated record. The coding region runs from base 267 to 1022 and encodes 251 amino acids. Lineage: Eukaryota; Metazoa; Cnidaria; Anthozoa; Actiniaria; Aiptasiidae. The transcript has 2 exons. Gene Ontology annotation, molecular function: nucleic acid binding; zinc ion binding.